GAUGGAGAUUAGAUAAUGCCGGUUCAUCUUUGCUAGGAAGCAGAAAUUAAACUAAUUAUUCGAUCAUGAAGUGCUCGAUCUUCUUUUUAUUGGCUCUCUGUGCCUUCCAAACAGUUCUCGCAGACGAGAUACCCCAUUAUGAGGAAAAACUUAUUCAGGCAAAACAUAAAUCUAUAAACGAAUUGUAUGAAGUCGUAAAGGGAUUAGAUGAUGAUAUUUGGAAAGAAGUUGACGAUAUUGAGCAAGAAGGAGUAAGGUCUGACGAAAUUGUGUACAAUUGUGGGUUUGAGGGUGAUGAGCAUAAAAAAUUCUAUAAAAAUUAUGAUGCCAAAAGGUAUCAAUGCCAUCAAUGCUAUACUAAAGUCAAAGAAGCCAAGAAUAUUAAGGACAUUCAGGGUGCAAAAAAGUGCUGCGAUAAAGUUUUAACUGCAUUAAAAAAACAGGCAAACUUAUUACGUGAUAAGAUUAUAAAAUGUGUUAAAAAAUGUGCUCAACUUGGAGGCGACUGCAAAAAGAUGAUUAAAAAUCAAGGUGCUGCCUUCACGAAGACUCCAGGUGCCAUCAGCAGUAAGAGUGAUUAA
Molecule: messenger RNA, 581 nt
Organism: Belonocnema kinseyi
Lineage: Eukaryota; Metazoa; Arthropoda; Insecta; Hymenoptera; Cynipidae
Exons: 4
Coding region: 66-581 (171 amino acids)
Source: RefSeq, a predicted model, not a curated record